Messenger RNA from Mercurialis annua (annual mercury), 1587 nucleotides. Its product is annotated as AP-4 complex subunit mu. The coding region runs from base 80 to 1438 and encodes 452 amino acids. The transcript has 13 exons. Gene Ontology annotation, cellular component: trans-Golgi network; clathrin adaptor complex; cytoplasmic vesicle. The record is from RefSeq and is a predicted model, not a curated record. Gene Ontology annotation, biological process: protein targeting; Golgi to lysosome transport. Lineage: Eukaryota; Viridiplantae; Streptophyta; Magnoliopsida; Malpighiales; Euphorbiaceae.
AACCAGAACCAGAAGCUAUAAUUCACAUAGAUAUAGAUUCAACCAUUCAAUUACAGAGAAGAAGAAAAACUCAAAAAUCAUGAUAUCUCAAUUCUUCGUUCUCUCUCAACGGGGCGAUAAUAUCGUAUUCCGCGACUAUCGCGGUGAAGUACCGAAAGGAAGUGCUGAGAUUUUCUUUAGAAAAGUUAAGUUUUGGAAGGAAGAUGGACAAGAGGAGGCGCCACCUGUCUUUAAUGUCGAUGGUGUGAACUACUUUCACGUAAAGGUUGUUGGAUUGCUAUUUGUUGCAACUACUAGAGUUAAUAUGUCACCUUCUCUGGUGUUGGAACUCUUACAAAGGAUUGCUCGCGUGAUCAAAGAUUACCUUGGGAUCCUCAAUGAAGAUUCGCUGCGGAAAAACUUUGUGCUUGUUUAUGAAUUGCUUGAUGAAGUGAUUGAUUUUGGCUAUGCACAAACAACAUCCACUGAAAUGUUGAAAUCCUAUGUGUUUAACGAGCCAAUUGUAGUUGAUGGUGGGCGUUUGCAACCUCUGAAUGCUGCUGCCAUUUUUAUGCAAGGAACCAAAAGGAUGCCAGGUACAGCUGUAACAAAAUCUGUUGUGGCAAAUGAGCCUGGAGGUAGAAAGAGGGAGGAAAUAUUUGUGGAUAUAAUCGAGAAAAUCAGUGUCACAUUCAGCUCCAGUGGUUAUAUACUGACAUCUGAAAUUGACGGCACCAUCCAAAUGAAGAGCUAUCUUACUGGAAAUCCAGAAAUUAGGUUAGCCCUGAAUGAGGACUUGGGCAUAGGAAGAGGUAGUGGGAGAUCAGUGCAUGAUUAUAGGAGUUCAUCUGGAUCAGGAGCAGUAAUUCUUGAUGAUUGUAAUUUCCAUGAAUCUGUACGUCUUGAUAGUUUUGAUCUGGAUAGGACUUUGACUCUGGUACCUCCAGAUGGUGAAUUUCCUGUCAUGAACUACCGUAUGACCCAGGAAUUUAAACCUCCUUUCCGCAUUAAUACGUUGAUAGAGGAAGCAGGAACCCUUAAGGCGGAGGUGAUUCUUAAAAUAUUUGCUGAAUUUCCCUCAAACAUUACUGCAAACACAAUUAUUGUUCAAAUGCCAUUGCCAAAAUAUACUAUCAGAGCUACUUUCGAGUUGGAACCUGGAGUUAUUGGGCAAACAGCAGAUUUCAAAGAAGCAAAUAAGAGGCUUGAAUGGGGAUUAAAGAAGAUUGUUGGUGGAUCUGAACAUACAUUACGUGCAAAGCUGACUUUUUCUCAAGAGAUGCAUGGGAAUAUCACAAAAGAAGCUGGACCAGUUAGCAUGACAUUCACAAUACCGAUGCACAAUGUUUCUCGGCUUCAGGUGAAAUACCUGCAAAUUGCAAAGAAGUCCAAUACCUAUAAUCCGUAUCGAUGGGUGAGAUAUGUGACUCAGGCCAAUUCUUAUGUUGCUCGAUUAUAGGUGAAAGCCCGUGACCAUGUUGUUCAACCAGUUUCUGUAAUAUCUUCAUUUAUGUUUUAUUUAAUGUGUUAUACUUUAUUCUCCUUGAGGUACAUCUUUCGAUAUACAGCUGUGUUUUUGGGAAUUUAAUGGCAUUUGUUGAAUUUUAA